AUGUGUUGGCCUCGUCCAUUAUCUAACGAAUUAAUCAAUUUUCUAAGGCAGGAAUUUCCUGAAAAUUAACAUCCAAAUAAUAUAGUUGUUUCAUCUAAUCCAUAAAACCUUAGGAACAAAUAUCCAACAAACAAAAAGUAUUUGUUAAAAAAAGGAAUAUAUACUAUCGAUUAAUUAGCUAACAAUUAAAAUGCUUUAAUGAUGAUAAUGUCUGAGGUGGAAGUUGAAUAGUUUCACUUAGCCUACAGAUAUAGAAAUAAUUAAAGGUAAGAACCAUUAUCGUAAUUGCCUUAUGAAAAUUCUGGAUACACCUAUAGAUUAGAACUAUAAAAUAGAUUAAUAGAUGGUAGGAAUGUUUUAGUUAUUGGAGAAAAAGGUUCUGGUAAAUCUACUUUGAUAAAUGCAAUCGGGAAUUCUCUUCUUUUGGGUUAUGCAGAUAAGUAUAGAUAUCAUAUAUCUGAUUAUGAUUUUAAUGGAGUUAUAUAAGAGUGUGAUUUAGAUGUAUUAGAUAUAAAAUUUAAAUUUUUGGAAGUACUUGGUUAUGGAUAAGAUCUUAAAUAGAAUCAUGAUAUUAUGUUAUAGACAUAUGAGCAUCUUCAAAAAAAUAAUGUUUCAAUAGAUUGUAUAGUUAUUUGUAGGAGAUUUGGCAAUUAAGCUUUAAACACAAAAGAAAAAUAGAUUUUUUGCCAUUUGGCUGAGGUUUUUGGAUAAGGAUAUAUAAAAAAAUGUUUUUUAGUAAAUACUAAUUAUGAUCUUGGUAAUCAAAAUCAAAUUUAAGAAUUAUUGGCUUAAGGUUUAAAUNGUAUUUGA
Messenger RNA from Paramecium primaurelia, 810 nucleotides. Lineage: Eukaryota; Ciliophora; Oligohymenophorea; Peniculida; Parameciidae. The record is from the annotation of a GenBank genome assembly.